Molecule: messenger RNA, 681 nt
Organism: Parathielavia appendiculata
Lineage: Eukaryota; Fungi; Ascomycota; Sordariomycetes; Sordariales; Chaetomiaceae
Exons: 2
Coding region: 100-393 (97 amino acids)
Source: RefSeq, a predicted model, not a curated record
CCGCGGCCUUGUUUCAGCUCGUAUCGAAUUCACUACAACUUGACCUAGGCUUUCACGGGAUUCAGAAUACGAAGAUGUCGCCGUAACAUCGCAGUUGAAAUGCUACGAGUCGCAGUUGGGCUUUCGGUUUCUGAAAUUCGAGGCCGGUCAUGGGGCGCAUGGGCAGGAUCGUUCGAUCCUGAAGCUGGCUACAGGUACCUUACCUUUAAGAACGUGACCGUACGUCCGGAAUCCCGAGAAAAGCUGUCGGCGUGGUUGGAAGUGGUGCUGUGCCGCAGUGGUGUUCUAGACUUCAAUGGUCCAGCCGCCGAGCCCACCUGCCGACUCCCUCUCAUCUCAUCUGCAAGCCCCUUCCACAGUACUCCCCCCGAAAACGGUUCACCCGCAUUAUAAACGGCCCGUCAACUCCUUCUCACUUCGUUCCACACAUUCUUGUGUCACUCGGUGGUGAGUGGUGACAUUCACCAACCAGCGGCCCUUCUCAACCUUGAGAAGUGCAUGGCCUCGUACCUCUGUAGUUUCUAUACACCCAAACGUCGAAACUUGCGCGCAACCUCGCCAACCCAGCAGCAAUCGAAACAGUUGACCAUCGCCCGCCACGAUGAAGGCCGCCAGCCUUUAUUUCGCGCUCAGCGCGGCGCAAGUAGCAAUCUGUGCCCCAGCGCCGGGUGUGUCGACAGC